Messenger RNA from Musca domestica (house fly), 3389 nucleotides. RefSeq names its product cytidine deaminase. The coding region runs from base 161 to 631 and encodes 156 amino acids. The record is from RefSeq and is a predicted model, not a curated record. Gene Ontology annotation, cellular component: cytosol. The transcript has 3 exons. Gene Ontology annotation, molecular function: zinc ion binding; cytidine deaminase activity. NCBI's taxonomy places the organism in Eukaryota, Metazoa, Arthropoda, Insecta, Diptera, Muscidae.
GUGCAAAAAACAUAUGAUAUCUGUCAUUUUGUAAAAACAACACAACUAUAUAAACAGCAGUCGGAGGUGACCGUGAAAUUCAGAGGAAUCCAAUUGGAAACAAUAAUAAAAAAGGAAGGAAUUAUUCACUGGCUUUCUGAGAACUAAGUAAUAAACCACAAUGUCCAAAUAUUAUUUAAACGGCGCCAAAGAUGAAGCCAAUGUCCGGGAGUUUGAUACCUUAGAUGCUCCGGUACGAGAAUUAAUCCUAGCCGCUGUAGAAGCCCGCAAACAUGCCUAUUGUCCGUAUAGUAAUUUUGCUGUAGGUGCAGCUAUACGCACAGCAGACGGUUCCAUUUACACAGGAUGUAAUAUUGAAAAUGGUGCCUACACUGCAGGCAUUUGUGCCGAAAGAACAGCAGCCGCCAAAGCUAUAAGUGAGGGUAAACGUGAUUUUGUUGCUUGUGCUGUUGUCGCCCAACAGGAGGGCUCAUUUACCACACCUUGUGGGGUUUGUCGUCAAUUUUUGGCCGAGUUUGGGGCUAAAAAUGAUUUCCCUUUGUAUGCUGCCAAGCCCAACAGUCCACCGUUUCGCGUUUUGUGCACAAGCGUUAUGGAAUUAUUGCCCAAGACAUUUCUAUUUGAGAAGUAAAAUAUAUUCUUAGUAAAUGUUUUUUUUUCUUUCGAUAAGAAAUUAUAGAAAAACUGUAGCUGUGGAUAUCAUAUUCUUUUGUAAAAUAGAUACGACCAAUUAACCAUAGAUGCUAGACAUUGAUGUAACGUUUUGUGUUAUCUUUUUAUUUAAUAUAUUAAAAAAAAAAACUUUUUAUAUUUGCAUGUCGUGUUGAUAUAUUUUUUUAUGUAUAUAUUUUAAUUGAUUUUAUAUACAAAUAAAAUAUAAAAAGAAUUUCCACUGUUUUAGAUUUAUAGCGGCACAAAAUUAAUUUUUUAAAAGCAACUGUGGUUAUUCGCGAUGGAAUUCAAGCGUGAGAGUGUGAUUUCUGUGAACGAGAUUUAAAAAAUGUACAACAAUAUUGAAAAGAAAAAGUGAAAUAUGGAAGGAAACUAUGAAAGACUAAGAAGUAUUUUCCUGGAAGACGAAAAGUUACCAGAAAACACAAAGGUUUUCUCACAGAAGACAAAAAAUGGUAUAAAAAAGGGUUCCUCAUAGAAGGGUUGCUCACAAAAGCCCAUAGGUUCUCCUCUCAGAAGAUCAAAAGAUUUUCUCACAGACGACGAAAAGUUCUUCUCUUUGAUGAAAUUUUUUUCAACAGGAUGUACUAAAAGAUAGACGAUCAAUUUUGAAGGAACAAAAAUUUUCUGAAAAAAUAUUGUCAAAAGACAAGUAAAAAACGUCUAAAGAAGGGCCAAAAGGUCUGCUAAAGAAAGACCAAGAGAUCCUCUCACGAAAACGAAAAGGACCUGUCGUAGAAUAUCCAAAAAUCAUAUCAAAAAGACGUUUCAAAUAAGGACAAAAGAUCCGCUUAAGGAUGAACAGAAGGUACUCUUAAUGUAGACCAAAAAUUCCUCUCAUAGAUGACCUAAAGACCUUCUCAAAAGAACGCCUCAAACAAGACCAAAAAUCCUCUUGAGGAAGAAUAAAAAAUCCCUUAAUGGAAGGCUCUAAUAUCUUCUCAAAGGAACGUCUCAAAGAAGACCAAAAGAUCCUCUUAGGGCAGACCAAAUGGUCCUCCCAUUGACGAAUAUAUGGUCCUCUCAUAGAAGACCAAAAGGUCAUAUCAUGGAAGAACAAAAGAUAAUCCCAAAAGGUCCUCAUAAAGAAGGCCAAAAGUUCCUCAUAAGGAAGACCGAAAAUUCCUGAAUUAGAAGACGAAAAGUACUUCAAAAAGGACGCUUCAAACAAGGCCAAAAGAUUCGCUCAAGGAAGAACAAAAGGUUCUCUCGAAGAAUAAUUAAAGAUCUAUUGAAGGCACAAAGUUCUUCUAAAUAGAUCUAUUUAAGGACAAGCAAAAAGUAUUUUUAAGGAAAACCAAGAGGUCCCUUCAUAGAAGUCCCAAAGGUCAUCUUAUAGAAGAACAAAAUAUCUUCUGAAAAGGUCUUCUUAAGGAAGGCCAAAAUAUCCUCGUAAAGAAAAACACAAAUUCCUCUAAUAGAAGACCUAAAUUUUUUCUAAAAGGACUCCUCAAACAAGGCAAAAGAUCCGCUCUAGGAAGAACAAAAGGUUCUCUCAUAAAAUAAUAAAAGAUCCUCUACUAGAAGGCCCAAUGUUUAUAUAUUAUUGAAGGCACAAAGUUCUUCUAAAUAGGUAUAUUUAAGGACAACCAAAAGGCCAUCUUAAAGAAGAUCAAGGCGUCCUCUUAGAAGUCCAAAAGGUCAUCUCAUAGAAGCACAAAAUAUCUUCUGCAAAUGUCCUCUUAAGGAAGGCCAAAAGAUCCUCGUAAAGAAUACCACAAUUUCCUCAAUAGAAGACCUAAAGUUCUUCUAAAAGGACUCCUCAAACAAGGCCCAAAAGAUCCGCUCUAGGAAGAACAAAAGUUUCUCUCAAAAAAGAAUAAAAGAUCCUAUCGUAGAAGGCCUAAAGUUUUUCUAAAUAGAUCUAUUUAAGGACAACCAAAAGGUCUAACAGAAGAUCAAGGGGUCCUCCCAAAGAAAACCAUAAGGUCCCCCAUAUGAGACACAAAUGUGUUCUCAUAGAAGGUACAAAUGUCUUCUCAAAAAGAACCAGCUGGUUCAUUCUAGGGCAGUAACUAGGUAACAUUGUUAGCAAAAUUUUGCUGUUCGGAUGUGGAAUGAAAUAUCCUCUCAUGGAAGACCAAGAGCGUAUAUUAUGGAAGGCAUAAAGUUCUCCUUAAUCGAUCGUUUUAAGGAUAAUCAAAAGGUCUGCUUAAGAAAGACCAAGACGUCCUCUCAUAGAAAAUCAAAAGACACAAAUGUCUACCAAAAAUAACGCCUCAAAGAAAACCAAAAAAAGAUCCUUUUAAGGACGACCAAAAAUUACUUUCAUAAACGAAAAAACCGUUUCCAAAGGAAAACUAAAUGGAUAUCCAUUUCAUGGAGGAGGCUAUGUAUACAGUUCAUAAAGAACUAGCUGGCCCCUUCUAGGAUAGUCAUUAGGUAACCUUGUUGGCGAAAUUUUGCUGCUCGGAUCCGGAACACCUUUCAACCCAAUUAAUAACAAUUCCUCCAAACAAAUACCCGUAAAAGAAAACAAAAUGUAGUGAUCUUUGUUUCUUACAUAAUAUAAUUAUGAUAUAAUAUAUAUAUAUUUUUUCUUGUUGGUUGGUUUAUCAUCAUUCAACUUAAACCUUAAGCUUAAUUGCAUUUAUUCACAUACACAUAAUUAACACUAAAUAAACAUUAUUGCAUAUUUCUAAAAAAUAUAUCUUUUUAGAAAACAAAAAAAAAACAGAUUAAUCUUAAAUACAAAAAAAAAAAAAUAAUAAUAAUAA